Messenger RNA from Vigna unguiculata (cowpea), 617 nucleotides. RefSeq lists its product as uncharacterized. The record is from RefSeq and is a predicted model, not a curated record. NCBI's taxonomy places the organism in Eukaryota, Viridiplantae, Streptophyta, Magnoliopsida, Fabales, Fabaceae. Gene Ontology annotation, biological process: mitochondrial respiratory chain complex IV assembly. Gene Ontology annotation, cellular component: respiratory chain complex.
CCAAAAACAAAGUCACAAAUUUUCAACAUCACCCUCACCCACCCUUCUAUAAAUAUUCUCCCUUCCCCUCACACCAUUCAUCACCUUCACUUCUAAUUCCUCAAUCAAACACAACAUGGAGGCACUUCAAUCAUGGGUUUCAGACCACAAACUCACCACCAUUGGGGCGCUCUGGGCAUCUGGAAUUGGAGCAUCACUUGUGACUUAUUCAUGCAAAAAGUCGCCAAUGAAGCCUAGUCUCAGGCUUAUCCAUGCCAGGAUGCAUGCUCAGGCGCUAACUUUAGCAGUGUUAUCUGGUGCAGCUGCUUACCAUUAUUAUGAGAAACCUUCUCUUCAACCAAAACCAGUGGCAGAUAAUAUUCCUGCCACCAGUUUCAACCACCUUCUCCAAUAUGAAAUUCACUGUCCUUUCUAAAUCAAAAGUAAAAACAAUAAGGAUCAUGCUAUUAAGAUGUUCUUUAUUAAGUUAUUGCUAUUUCCUAGAAUGAAUGUUGUCGGAUAAUGAUCACACUCCAGAACAAUUUGCAUAUAUGUGUGUUUGUUCUGAGAAGUUUCAUGAGAAGUGUAAUGUAUAUAAACAACUUUUAUGAGAAGUUUAAGCUUGAUUUGCAUUAUUA